AUGGCCACUCAACAGACAUACGAUGGGCUUCGCGCCUGGUACUUUGAAUACCUGGCCACAAUCCAGGCAUACAACUUUGAUGCGCUCGGCAAGUUUUUCAACGAUGAUUUCGUUAUGCAAGGCCAGAAAAUUGGCCGGGUCGGAUUCCAAAACACAUUGAAGACUCAAAUCCAGAGCUGGCCUCAACUUCGAUGGAUGCCGCGCAGGAUUGCAAUCGAUAUGGAACAGGGACCGAUGAUCUGUGGAUGGUUCGAUAUGUCCCACGAUGGGAAGAAUGGCGAGAUGGUGCACUUUCAGGAAGUUGCGUUCUACACAAUGCGAGAUGGGAAGAUGGCGGAUGUUGUGGUUAUGUUUCCAGGUCCGGUUCCAGAGGGAGAUCCUACGCCGCGAAGUGGACAGCAGGGAGAUGGUGUUUCGAAGUUGUAG
Fulvia fulva is the source of this 426-nucleotide messenger RNA. RefSeq lists its product as uncharacterized. The coding region runs from base 1 to 426 and encodes 141 amino acids. The transcript has a single exon. Lineage: Eukaryota; Fungi; Ascomycota; Dothideomycetes; Mycosphaerellales; Mycosphaerellaceae. The record is from RefSeq and is a predicted model, not a curated record.